GCAGUCAUAGAGGGUGGGUUAACAGCGCACUGUCGGCGGACUGGCAGAGGUGUCGCUCGGACUUCCGGCCAGUCUCCCUGAAAGACCCGCGGUGUCAGCUCGCUGGGCGGUUAGCGGCCGCAGGUCUCUUGGGUGAGGGGACCGCGGUAGUGGCGGCGGCGACCCCGCGGGCGGGAUGUUCCGAGGAUUCAGCAGUUGGUUGGGCCUGAAGCAGCCCGAGGGGGCGGCGACGAAAGAAGAGCAGCCCCGCGGGGACGAGCUGUUGGCAAGAGACGUGCCUCCUGAGGAGCCCUCCAAGCCGCCGGCGGAGCCCACCGAGCCCGAGCAGCAGCCUACGGUGGACCCAGAGCUCCUCCACCAGGCCAGAGGCCUUGGCAAUUAUUUGUUUAACUUUGCGAGUGCUGCCACAAAGAAGAUAACUGAGUCUGUUGCUGAAACAGCUCAGACAAUAAAGAAAUCUGUGGAAGAAGGAAAAAUAGAUGACAUCAUUGAUAAGACCAUUUUAGGGGAUUUUCAAAAAGAACAGAAAAAAUUUGUUGAAGAACAGCACACAAAGAAAUCAGAAGCAGCUGUGCCACCAUGGGUUGAUAGUCAUGAUGAAGAAACAAUUCAACAGCAGAUUUUGGCUUUAUCAGCUGACAAGAGGAAUUUCCUUCGGGACCCACCAGCUGGUGUGCACUUUAACUUUGACUUUGACCAGAUGUACCCUGUUGCCCUGGUCAUGCUCCAAGAGGAUGAGCUACUAAGCAAGAUGAGAUUCGCCCUUGUUCCUAAACUUGUGAAGGAAGAAGUAUUCUGGAGGAACUACUUCUACCGCAUCUCCCUGAUUAAGCAGUCAGCUCAACUAACUGCACUGGCCGCCCAGCAACAAGCCUCUGGAAAGGAAGAGAAAAGCAGCAAAGAGGAUGAUUUGCCUCUGACAGAGGCAGUACGACCCAAAACACCACCUGUCGUAAUCAAAUCUCAGCUAAAAACUCAAGAGGAUGAGGAGGAAAUCUCUACCAGCCCAGGCGUUUCUGAGUUUGUCAGUGAUGCCUAUGAUGCCUGCAGCUUAAACCAGGAGGAUUUAAGAAAAGAAAUGGAGCAACUUGUACUUGAUAAAAAGCAAGAGGAAACAAUUGCACUAGAAGAAGAUUCUGCCGAUUGGGAAAAGGAGCUACAACAGGAACUUCAGGAAUAUGAAGUAGUAGCAGAGUCGGAGAAACGAGAUGAAAACUGGGAUAAAGAAAUUGAAAAGAUGCUGCAGGAGGACAAUUGACCCCAAAUCAAUUCUUAACUUUGUGCUGACAUUAAAUUUUGAUGCUUGCUGAAUCAGAAGGCACAAAGGAGUGUAACUUUAUGCAAUUUGAAAUUAUUCUUUUUCAACUAAAACUUGCUUCUUCUAAAGUAUGUAGAACAGCUAUUGUAAUAAUCAAAAAAUAACAGGAUAUUAUAUGUAACAUUUUUCAUAUAAAUCAAAUUAGCGAUGUUGUUACAGGCAGCAGAGCUAGCUAUGCCACAGAAACACAGGUAAAAUACUAGAGUUUGUUUUUCACAAGGUUGGCAACAUAAUUUAUUCUUUAGUCAUGGUCUUCUAAGCAUAUAUAUAUAUACUCAUUGCCUUUUUGUUGAUACAUGGUUAAAGUACUUACUUAAUGGCAUAAUUGCUAUCAGAAUGACCAAAUUAUACCAAAGAACUCAAGAGAAAGCACUUUCAAAACUAUUUUCUUGCCAGAUAUUUUCUAAAAUUCUGUCUGAAAGCCAAAAGCUGAGAUAAUUAAGUUCACUUGAAUGACAUAAACAUCACCUGGUUCGAGGUUAAGAAACACUGCAGGACUAGGGAUGUGGUGGGCACUUACCUGUCAUUCACAAUGGCCCAGGUUCCAACUUCAGUCCUUUUUGUAUUAAUAACCUUCAAGAAGUCUGUUUACCUUAAGAUUUGUUCUCAUGGUAAUGGUCAUUAUGUAUAAAUGUCUUAAUUAAAUGAUUAGCCUUUAUAGAAUGAUCUUCCUUGGAGUAUAACUUCUAGAACUUGCUAAUUAAUCCAUCUUGUAUUCUGCUAUGCCAGCAAGCAUCUGUUCAUAGAAUGUGAUCAUUUUAAAAGAGGAAGGUGAUUUAAUGUUAGAAAAAUAACUAGCAUUCACUUUUUGUAUUUUCACAGCGCCUUUAUUUCAUAAGGAGGAAUAAAAUCAAGAUGUUUCUUUAUAA
Messenger RNA from Mesocricetus auratus (golden hamster), 2187 nucleotides. It is a transcript of the gene Syap1, whose product is annotated as synapse associated protein 1. NCBI's taxonomy places the organism in Eukaryota, Metazoa, Chordata, Mammalia, Rodentia, Cricetidae. The record is from RefSeq and is a predicted model, not a curated record. Gene Ontology annotation, cellular component: synapse; cytoplasm. The transcript is spliced from 9 exons. The coding region runs from base 176 to 1258 and encodes 360 amino acids.